ACGUAACAGCAAACAGCAGUAUCAAUAUGGUCGUUGCUGAGAGUGCAGUUCGUGAGAAGAUGCCGACGCAUUAACUCCCCAAUUACUUCUCUCUUUCUCUUCAUCUAUCUAUCAAACAAUAUUUCUCCUUUAACAUGAGGAGCUAUUUCAUAACAACAAGGCCGAUAUGAUGGAGACCACCCUAAGCACGACCAAAAAUACUGCGUUGGAUACCUCACAAAAAGCUCAAACAAAUUCUACCAUUAACGAUAGAGCAGAAAGCAAUAUGGAAAAAGAUAUAAAAUCUUUAACAGCAGAUUUAUUUCCAUGGGUUUGCGAGUUUCAGCAAAAAUUCAAAGUAAUAUAUCGAGACUUCAGUAUGCAUAAGCUAACCGAACUUAUGCAAUAUUAUACAAGAAAUAUAAGCGUCAGUGCAAGAGAGUGUUACUCAAGACCUUCAAGGGCAGCAUGCUUGAAAGAAUCAAUUAGUGAUACCUUAACUGUAUUCUUAAAUAUCUACCGUAUGCUUUCAGAGAAUCACGAUAGAUGUAUUUAUCUUAAUUAUAUGUCAGACUUACUGGCGAUAUAUAUAAACAUAGAAUUAAAAGCAUCAAAAAGGACUAAGGAAGACCAGGGUAAAAUUUGUGCUAGGCUUAUUUCAUGUCUAUACGUUUAUCUGGAACAUUCCACAGAACAUUUGCUGGAUACUCUGUUGAAGGUGCAAUUUAUGUAUCGUUGUUACCAUGGCAUUUUAAAUCCAGUAAUAAAGAAGAUUAUCAAAAAUAUUCCCUUUCAUCCAGAAUCAAACAUCAUGUACGUGCGUUACUUACUUGUGUAUCGCCUAUGGAGGAAAAUAAAUAGUAACACGCCAAUAAAAAAUGAAAUCACUUCAAUUGCGGUUACUUCUCUUGGGCCCCCACCUACAUUUCCACAUUUAUUGGAUGAUGUAUUACCAAAAGUGCCAAAGUCUCAACCAAACCCCGCUAAAUUACUUUUACACGAUAAAUUUGACACAAGAAGGACUUGCGAAGUCUUUGUACAAUUUUCUAAAGAAAGUAAUAAAAGUGUAUAUACAGAAUACAGAGAGGAUGUAAGAGACACUACGAGUUCAUCCAGUAUAUGUGAUAUAGAAAAGGACGUUAAUCUGACUUCUAAAAACGUAGAUAAUUUUGAUAAUAACGUCAAUUCUAAUUUAUCUGAUAACAGUACGUGUAAUAACUUUAUUUCUUCGCAUCAUUCUGAUAAAUCUGUAACUACGGCAAACGAGACUCGUUUGAAAAAUUUUUGUAAAAUUUCAGAUAAUAUUUCAGAUAAUGUUUCUACUAAUAUUAAUGUUCCCAAAUUAUUUACGAAAAUUAAAUCUUUUUCUCAAAAAAAGUCAAAAAAAUCUCGAAAAGUUAUACUUAUUGAUUUAACGGGUGAUGUAGAGCUUGAAAAAUGCCUGAUAAACAAGAGAAGAUCGAAGAAACCUGCGUGGUUGGAAGAAGCAAAAAAACAAAUAGGUUUGAAAUCAAUGAAAACAUCUAUGAAGAUUAAAAGUAGAAUACAGAAGAAAUUGGAUAAUACUAAUUCAUCGAAGUGUGAAACGGAAAGUGAUUACCAAUUGCAAAAUACAACAUUAAAGACUUCUAAAAUAACUUCCAAAGAUGAUGCAGUAGAUACUUUCAUGUGUGAUGUUAAAAACAGUGGUAACACGGAUUCGGAUAAUCCUAAUCUUAUUGUUUCAUCACUUCCAAAGUCAUUAACUAGUGAUAAAUUAUCAUCGUCGAUGAUUUAUACAACAAAUAUAAAUAAUGUCAAUGUUGAUACAACAACAACAACAAAAUCAUCUUCUGAUAACAAUGAACUUUCAUUGGAUGCACCUGUUGAAAUUGUAGAUGAUCCUACAAAUACUCGGAAAUAUAAUGAUAAUGAUGUUUUGGUAUUAAAGAAAGAUAACAUUGUAAACAAUAGACUUAAACCGGCUGUGAUUAAACGACUGAUAGAAAAAGAAAUUUCUAUAGAGAAUGAAAUAUGUGAAAAAAGCGAUGGUAAAAAGAAAAUCUGUGAUUUAAAACCACAACCUUCAAUUAUAGAAAGUAUCUCAAUAGAUUCUCAAUGUAACUCCAAAGACGAGAUAGAUAGCCUAAAUCUUAGUAAGACUGUAGAAAAAAAUAGCGCAUCUGAGAACGUAGUUGUCUAUUUUAAAAAUAAUCAAGAUGAGCACGGUGAUCAUAAUACGUUGGUUAAUGAAAAUGUAAAAUCUGCUUGUGUAAAAGAAGAACAAGAUCUGUCUACGAACUCUUAUUUUGAAAAAAAUAGCGAAAGCCGAAAUACAAGCGCUAUUGAAUUAGAAAAUAGUAAUACGAAUAAAAAUAUAGAAUCUGAGAGAUGUACAAUUUUAAAACUACCUAUUAAUAAUGCAUACGAUAAAAAAGAUAUUCUAAUAAAUAAUGAAAUCUUAGAUCAACAGCAAAUAUUUUGCGAAUCACAAAAUCAUUCUGAAGUUUUUUGUCCAGGAUAUUUAAAUAGUACAGUAAGUUUCAGCGUGAUGAACGGUGACGAUUCAGAUUUACAAGCUGAAGUUGAAAUUGAUAAUUGUAUCGAAGUUGAUGACUAUAUAGAUGUUGAUAAGAUGAUUGAUCCUGCGAAAAACAUCUAUGAUAUGAAAGAAAAUGUAAUUAAUAUUGCUAAGUAUACAGUAAUUAAUGAUAAUGAAAUUAAACGUACGUGCAAAGAAGACAUUGUAAAUAAUCAAUAUGUAAAUCAAUCUGUAGAAUAUGACAAACAAAUAUACAAUGAUAAAGAUUCUGCCCAAAAAGUUAUAGAAAAUCUAGAUAGGAGUAAGUCGCCUAGUUAUACAGUAUCACCGACUAUUUUUCAGAAAGAUGUACAACUAUUAAAACAUUCUCAUGACAGUAAUCUAAUCAAGAGUAAAAAUAAGGGCAUUUAUGAAAUUGAAGAAAUAAACAACGAUUCUAAAAUAUCUGAUAAGGAAUAUAUUCUGCAUUGUACUGAGUUAAAUACUGAAGAAAAUAUUGACGGUCUCUCCUUAUUAGCUAGUGUAUCGCAACAUGUGCCACACUUAAAAGAUAAAUCCGAGAUACAAUGUGAUCAAAUAAAAGUUAAAGAUUAUACAGUUUUAAAAAAUACAUUAUCCAAUCAAGUAAUUAACGACGAAACAGAUACCAAUGAUUCAUCUAAUACUAUAUCACAACUUUAUGAAAAUCCUACAUCUGAAUUAAUUAAACGGAUCAUUGGAGUUUAUCCAGAGGAUGGUGUUUAUUCGAAAAAAGUUGAACUUUGUGUUAAUUUGAUUUCUGCUAGCAAUGGAAAUGUGACAAACACUGAAAAUACAUCUUCUAUUAAUAACGUUCCUCGUAUUUUCCAAGGUUCUAUGAAUUAUGAAACAUCGGAUACAAUAUCAAAUGUUAUGGUUCCGCUUGAGAACAAUGCACAAUCAACUAAAGAAAAUACUAAUGUUAUACACAAUGGAGAAACGGUUGUAUUGCUGCAAAAAUCACCUAAUAGUAAUUUGUACAUUAUCAACAAAGCUGUUGAAAAUGCAAAAAAUCAUAAUGACAAUGAUAUGAAUAAAAUAACGGAAAAAUUUUGUGUUUCACCACUUUCAGAAAAUGGUUCGUCCUAUGAAAUUUCUAAUGCUUUGGAUCAUAAUUUCAUACAGGAAAAACAUUCUGUUGAUGAAAAAAAAAAUAUUAAAAUAGAACCUAAUGAAGACAACGCUACGUUAAACCUGGAAAAAGAAGAAUUAUACAUGAAGAAAACUUCGCUUAGAACAAAUAGAAUAUCUAAUCUUCAAGCAACUUUACAAGAUAUCGAUGUUGCAAACGUAACAACAAUUAACGAAAGCAACGAUAAUAAACAUAAAUCUUCAUCAAAAUCUGUCUCUGUCUCUGCUUGUAGACAAAAUAUUAAACAAGAAUUUACUACGCUUCCUCCCAAUCGAAUUCCAACUAAUUAUACUGUGCAAGGAUAUGCAGGAAUGCACUCACAUUCGCACGAAGCAAUUGAAUCUCAACAUUCAUUACAUAUUUCUGCAUCUCAUCCUACCACAUUACCACAGUCAAUAUGUAGCAAUUGUUCAGCUGCUACAGAUUUAUGUGUGCCAUAUCGCAAACACUGUAAGUCUGCCUCUUGUAGUUUGCAAAUAAAUACCACUGCAUCUUUGCACUCUCAUGUAAAUUCAAACAACACUUAUGGAAGAUCCCAUUGUUCUUGCUUGAAUUAUACGUAUGAUAUAGUUACGCAUUGUCGACAAUGUAUACACAGUGGUACAGAUUCUCACGUAUCGUGCAUUGAAAGUAACACAUGUUUUUUGCCUACGCAUUCGUCAGUACAAGCAUCCACCGUCCAGGAACAUGACAGGACGAAAAAUGAAACUGUUAUAGGAAAAUUGUAUGAUGAUAACAUUGUAUGUAAAGUCGAAAAAGAUCUUUUACAAGAUAAUACAUUAGAAACAAUUGAUAUGAAAUGCGACACGUCAAAAUUAAGUAAUACUAAUUUCUAUAAAAAAUUACCUCUUAAGAAAAGAUUAAAGACCAUGAUGUCAAUGCAUUACAAAGAAAAACAAAUAAAAACAGAAAAAUUAGAUAAUUAUCCUGGUAUACCUAUGAUGUCUAUAGCAGCCUUAGAACCACUUGAUACCAUACAGAAACAUCAGAAUCAAAUUGUAAAACCAGUAUUACCAUUAUCUCCUAACAGAAAAGAUGAUAUACAUGGUAAUUAUCAUUUUACUACUAAUUUAGUAAGACGAGAUUACUGUAAGGACAUUCACGAUACCACAACACACGAAUCUAACAUAACAGUAUGUCAAGAGUCUUGCCAUCAAAGAACAUUUAAAACACCUGCACAGCGUAAAGAAAUUGCUGCAUCCGAGAUAACAGCGAUGAAACGAUUUACAUCAGAAACUAUGGCGACAGAUGUACGUCGUAAAAAAGCAAAAGAAAUGCAAUCACCAAUUAAAAUGAGAAGAAGAAGUUCAAGAAGAAAUGUACCUAAGGUAAAUUAUUCUUACACCGAUAAUGAUUCAAGAAGUUCAAAAAGAAAUGUACCUAAGGUAAAUUAUUCUUACACCGAUAAUGAUUCAAGAAGUUCAAAAAGAAAAGUACCUAAGGUAGAAUAUUCUUACACCGAUAAUGAUCCAGAAUAGCCCUUUUAAUAGUUAAACAUUUUUUGUGCGCAUGCCUCAAAUUUCGCCAUGUUUUUCGGGCACUUCAUACGCGUAUAAGCAGUGUAUACAAUGUUUUCAAUUUAAGUAAAUAAAAAAAAAUUUUAAUUAAUAAUUAAUUAUUAAUAAUCAAUAAAUAUUCAAUUAUUAAAUAUUUAAAUAAUGCUGUGAAGCAAGAAAUCAAUGUACAUGAUGUUAACAGCAAGAAAAGAAACGAAAAAACGUUAUUAUGGAUUAUGUCGCAGUGAUACUCGUAGUAAAUCGUUCUUGGAGAAUUUAUAUUAUUUUAUUUAUUUUCCGAAGCCUUGUUUCGAAUAUCGUCGAAAACUUAUCAAAUCAACAAAACAGAAACAUAUAAAAAUUUGUCCAGAAUGUGCUAAAUAUGAUUUGUGGAUUAAAAUAUGUGGACGAGGUGAUGGUCGAUUCGAAGUCCUUGAUCAUGUAAAUAAAGACACAUACAUUUGUUCACUUCAUUUUGAAGGAGAAAGCGGUCCAACAACAGAAUAUCCUGAUCCCGUCAGUUGUGUAAAUAAAAAACUAAGUAACAAGGUAAGAGUGAUAAGGACUUCUUUGGCCGAGAAAUAUAAACAAAUUAAUGACGAAAGGAAUUAAGGCAUUGAAAAUUCAAACCAUCUUGCAAAAAGCAUAGAUUGUACAACUUUCCAUAAUGUGCUUAUUGAUGAAAGACAAAAUGAUCAAACAACAGCAUUUUCAUUGAAUCAAAAUUUCACUCCUACACCAGAAUUAAACUUGCCAAAUAAAAAUUUUGAAUUUUCAAGAUCUACUGAUGUUGGUGAAAACUUUGUUAGAUUUUAACAUCAGCAGAAAUUCCUACAUUGUCAAAUAUCACAUGCAACCAAGGCGUUCAAACUGAUAUUAAAAAAUUUACUAGUAAAAGGACUCAAGUUAAUCUACGUCAAAGUUCAGAAAAGGAUAAAUUUGAAGAGUCUAUCAAAAAUAAUAUUAAAAAAUACAUAAUAUUUAAAAAUUAAUAUACACCGUAAACUGUAUUAUUUAUAAUUACAUUUAUAAUUCUUUAAUUAAUAAUAUAGAUCAACUUCGUAUUAAUAUAAUUAUUAUCCUAAUCUCUCAAUUAGUUGAGCUCUAUUUCCAACUUGACGACCAUAGCACUUCAACCAUCGUCGUAAUUGAACACAAUUGUGGGCUUCUACUGUGGAAUGCACUAAAGAUGCAUCAUUAAUUAAUUUUUCGUUUAAUUGCACUGGUAAUAAGGGCAACGAUAUUUGUUGUCCAGCCAUGCUUAUAAAAAGUGCCCGAAACUUUCAUAUUGCCACCUUUUCAACAUGGCGGACGUGCUUGCGCUGAACUUAACGGUAAAAGGUCUACUGGACUUAUCGAAUUUACUGAAACGUACACGCAGGAAAAACUGUCAAUGAUCACUACUGUUUGAUUACAAAAGUCAUUAUUGUACAUGCUGCAAAAAUAAUAAGUAACGAGAUGAAGAUAUGACUUAAGUGUCAUAAAUUGUGAAUGUGUGUAAAUAUGAAUUCUCAUCGUUGGAAGAUAUUAUAAAUGAUAACAGCAUAUAAAUGGAAGAUAGACUAUGAAGAACAUCACUGAAGUUCAUGAAAAUUCUACUGAAGAAGUAUUAUCGUGGAAAAAUUUUUAGGAAGCAAAAGUCUUUUUUUUUUUAGUUAUCACAAUAUUUAAUUACUUAUUAUAGCAAUGUGUGUACGUGUGUGUAGAAAAUUUUAAGACUGUUACUUCUAAAUUUAUGUUUACAAUUAAUUAAUAUUAAUUAAUUAAUUAAUUAAUUAAUUGAAGUCAAAAUUGUGUUCGAGUAAUACAAUGUUGUAUUAUAAUAAUUUAUUU
This is a messenger RNA of Polistes dominula (European paper wasp), 6979 nucleotides long. RefSeq lists its product as uncharacterized. The record is from RefSeq and is a predicted model, not a curated record. Lineage: Eukaryota; Metazoa; Arthropoda; Insecta; Hymenoptera; Vespidae.